AUGCGCGAGUUGCGAAUCCACACAAUCAUCCAAAGUCACUUCAAAGUCUAUGACGCCUCGGGUAGACACCCCUUCAGCAUACUAUUCGGCCUCUGUCGUCGCUCAGACAAGGACCCUCGGCCAUUACUCUUCGAGACUGCAGGCUCGGCAAUGGAUGUCCCGUAUGCGCUGGCAAAUGGCUUACUUGAAAUAAAACAACAAGAUCCUCAAGACGCUAAGCAGUGGUUGCCAGUAGAUCUUAGCCGACUGAACCAAGUGGCUCCGAAAGAGUCGUACUGCCUUUCCCUGUCAUCCCCGAUCAACAGGAAGGAACCCUACAGAAAGCACUUCACGCUAUAUCACUAUGAGAUCCAUGAGCAUGGUCCGUUGGCAUCGAUUCUGAAGCCGGGAAAGAAGUAUGCUAUAACACUGGCGAGCAAAGAUCUCGGCGUGAUACUGUGGACGUCUAGUGAUGGAAAGAAGUUCGUCGACAAUGGUGAGCAGCCAAGCUGUGAUUCUGAACCAGUCAAGUUGGUCAAUAGCAAACCUGGAGCCGGUAAAGCGGAAUUCGCGGUCGUGGAGAGCCUGUCCUGGCCACCAACAGUAGAGACAAGAAUACGUCUCUGCGUACCCUCCUCAUCCUCUGAUACCGCACCUGCCAACGCUGGGUCAAGCAGUCGCACCGCCUUGGAAGUCUCUGUCAUCAAUCAUGGUUCGUACGCCGUCACUGUGCAGACGCGAGGACACCAGCGUUUCCUGAUUCCCUGGGGUCUCCUCCAACCCGAACCUGGCGCUUGCGACAACCGCAUGAGAAUAAUCGACGCCACGGCCCAUACACCGCCGACGUCCAGUCUACAGGUUGUUCACUCUGUGACUGGGGAAGUAGUCCGGGAGAACAACGGACAGCGCGGUAUAGGCCCGUCAAUAGAUCCUAUUACUGACAAACGACCAAAGGCUGCGGAUGUGGUGACGUUGAAUCCUGAGGUGCCGUAUCUUAGGGAAAUUGAUCUCGGAGCGUUCGUGGAUGGGUUGGUGGAUGGGAAAUACACGGUUCAGAUGCGACCAGAGCGUUGUCGGUGGUGGCCUGGGGAGGUUGAAAAGGAGGAAGGCGAGGAUGGGAGGGUGCCAGCGCAUUUAUGUAGGAAUCUCAAUCCUCCUCUGAUGCUUGAAUCGCAGGAUAAGGUAGAGCUACGCAUAAGAGAUGGGACGGUGAAGCACAAUAUGUGA
This is a messenger RNA of Letharia columbiana, 1206 nucleotides long. RefSeq lists its product as uncharacterized. Bases 1 to 1206 code for a protein of 401 amino acids. Lineage: Eukaryota; Fungi; Ascomycota; Lecanoromycetes; Lecanorales; Parmeliaceae. The transcript has a single exon. The record is from RefSeq and is a predicted model, not a curated record.